Poecilia reticulata (guppy) is the source of this 1752-nucleotide messenger RNA. It is a transcript of the gene ino80c, whose product is annotated as INO80 complex subunit C. NCBI's taxonomy places the organism in Eukaryota, Metazoa, Chordata, Actinopteri, Cyprinodontiformes, Poeciliidae. Gene Ontology annotation, cellular component: Ino80 complex. Gene Ontology annotation, biological process: chromatin remodeling. The record is from RefSeq and is a predicted model, not a curated record.
GUUAGGUACUGUUUACUAUAAAGAUGACAGUGAGCUAAUGCUAAGUUUGGACAGAGAAAAGUUGGUUCGCAGUGGCAUUAUUUGAUGAAAUCAUUGCACUUUUAGUUAAAAUGGCAACCCAAAUCCCAAUAACGGUGAGGGCGCAACCUGCGACCGCAAGUGCUGCGGCUGUCCGGGGGAAGAAGCGUCCAGGCAGCCCGGCGGUGUCAGGCGUUCAGCAGGCCACAGUGAACAGCAGCAUCAGCGGCAGCAAAAAGAAGAAACCCCCGCUGACAGUCACACCAGCCACACAGACGCAGAUAACUGCAGUCGAGACCGUGGUGGAGAUGAAGACAGUGGGUUCAGUGGACAGCACUCCGACCACCACAGAGACUGUCGUAAAGGCUCCUCCUUUCAAAGACAACACGUUUAUGCACUCAGGGAUUGGUGGAGCAGCAGCCGGCAAAAAGAACAGGACCUGGAAAAAUCUUAAACAGAUUCUGGCGUUGGAGCGGACUUUACCCUGGAAGCUCAGUGAUCCCAACUAUUACAACAUCGAUGCUCCUCCCUCUUUAAAACCAGCAAAGAAAUACUCAGACAUCUCUGGCCUACCUGCAAACUACACAGAUCCACAGACAAAGUUGCGCUUCACAUCAUCUGAAGAAUUCUCCUACAUCCGUCUCCUUCCUACCGAUGUGGUUACAGGCUACCUGACCCUUCGCAAGGCAACGUGCAUCGUGCCGUGACCGGUGAGCACAGCUCAAAGUUUAAAAACCUGUUGCAACCAGCGUUGGACUCGCUGCAGUGGACGUAGCAGCAGAGGAACAAGGCAUGAAUGUGGGGCCGCAGGAAGUCGCUGCUGAACUUUUGCACUGCAGUGACGAAGACAGCAGUCAGUUAUUACUGAUGACAUAGAAGAAGAAAGACUGUCAGUUACUCUAAUCUGUUCUAGUCAAUCUUUUGGGGGUUUCUGAGACUGUGUGAAGUCAUUCCAGCAGAGAAUAUCCAGCAAACAUUUUUAAUUUAUUAGUGCUGCAGAAAAAUGUUAAGCUCAGCAAAAAUGCGUACAUUUCCUUAAGUGUGAUGAGGUGUUUUUUCAGUAAGUACUUGCUAAACUUUGGAUAAUUAGAAUGGCUCCACUUGGUAGUGCUUCUGUUAGAGUUCCUUCUCAGUUUCAUUUAUGUUCAUACACUCCAACAAGGAUCAGAGAGCCUUUGGUUAAAAUAGAGACCCACAGCAUGACAGAUCCUCUGUCAUACUUAACAGUGGGCAUUAGGCCCUUUUCCUGUUGUUCAUGUUUGGAUUUCAUGCUAGACCCAUCUGGAGUGUGUCACUCUUAGCCAUAUCUCACAAAAGCACACGGUCCUAGUUAAAACCCUAGCAGAGGUUGGCAAUCUCCAACUUUACGUUUGUGAUUAUUGGACAUAAAAGACUUUUUGUUGAAAUGCCUCUCAAAGAACCAACAUGGCAUCUAAUGCAUAUUAUGGAGACUUGGUUUUCUGCAGUUUCAUUUCAGUGAUUGUAGUGAGCUUUAGAAACUCUCUUUACUUUCCUGACCAUCCUCCAAACUUUGCAUGUAAACAAGAUGAAUGUAGAUUCUCAUCCAGCCUAGCUGCCAAAAGCUAAAAUAAAUGAUUGGCAUAUUUUUACCUCAGGGAAACAGGAAGUCAUACAUUUCUAAUGAAAACGUUGAUUACCUUAGAAGUGCUUGGUAGUGUUUUUUUUUUCUGUAAAAUAUAUUGAGCAUGAAUAAAGUCAGUGUUUACAAACCUG